UUGUGACCGUAAGACACAUAAGAGCCCAGGACGAUCUACUAGAGUAUAUCUAAACGGCCCAGUGGCCGUAUUUAGUUGACAAUACCCGUCAUAUAUUUAUUUCCUUCAUGAAACCUUUGGCAAUUCGAGUCCUUAUUUUUACUUACCAAUCAACCUUCCGUUCCAACAUGACCCCUUUUACUGUAGGUGAUUACCUGGCCGAACGGCUCGCCCAGAUUGGAAUCCGACGGCAUUUCGUCGUUCCAGGGGAUUACAAUCUCGUCCUCCUCGACAAACUCGAGGCUCACCUAGCGCUUGAAGAGAUCGGCUGUACAAACGAACUCAACUGCUCCCUUGCCGCCGAAGGUUACGCCCGUGCCCAUGGCAUCGGCGCUUGUGUCGUCACCUACAGCGUCGGCGCCUUUUCGGCGUUCAAUGGCAUCGGUAGCGCAUUUGCAGAGAACCUCCCAGUUAUCUUGAUUAGUGGAGCGCCAAACACGAAUGAUAUUGGCCAGCACCCACUACACCACACGCUCGGGGAGCGCGACUUUACCUACCAGUUUGAGAUGGCCAGCAAGAUUACCUGCUGCGCCGUGGCCGUCCGUAGAGCCGGGCACGCCCCGGAGCUGAUCGACCGUGCUCUCCGAACGGCAGCUCUUGAGCGAAAGCCGGCAUAUAUUGAAAUCCCGAUGAAUCUUGCUGGCGAGGCGUGUGCCCAUCCUGGACCCAUCGGCGCCGUUCUUGAGCCGAUUCCGAGCAAUGGGGCUUCUCUGGAGGCAGCAGUGCGUUUGACUGCAGAGUAUCUCAGCACCAGGCAGAAACCCGUCAUUCUUGUUGGCCCAAAGGUGCGGAGGGCUGGAGCGGAGAAGGAGUUGUUGCAACUGGCGGAAACAUUGGGCUGUGCCGUUGUCGUUCAACCUGCAGCGAAGGGCUUUUUCCCAGAGGACCAUCCCCAAUUCGCCGGAAUAUUCUGGGGCCAGGUCAGCACGCUGGCUGCGGACGCCAUCGUUAACUGGGCCGACGUACUCUUAUGUGUCGGCACCGUAUUCUCGGACUAUAGCACAGUCGGUUGGACGGCAUUACCCGGCGUGCCGCAGCUGGUUGUUGACGCCGACAGCGUCACUUUACCUGAACCGAAUACCCAUUUUGGCCGUGUCCAGCUGUGGGAUUUCCUGGCUGGAGUAGCCGAUUUAGCCAGUUGGAACGACAGCACGAUGGUGGAGUACAACCGGCUGCGGCCCGACCCUCCCCUGGAGCAUGCCUCUGACGGGCGAGACCGGUUGACCAGAAAGGAGGUAGCUCGACAGAUACAAAUGCUCCUAACGCCUGAGACGACGGUGUUUGCUGACACGGGAGACUCCUGGUUCAACGGAAUCCAGCUGCGGUUGCCGCGCGGCGCCGAGUUUGAGAUCGAAAUGCAAUGGGGCCAUAUUGGAUGGACGCUCCCCGCUUCGUUUGGCUACAAGCUUGCGAAACCGGAGAGGAGGAUCAUCGUGAUGGUGGGGGACGGCGCAUUCCAAAUGACUGCCCAAGAUAUCUCGCAGAUGGUGCGGUGGCGCACCCCGGUUAUUGUGCUUUUGAUGAAUAACAGAGGCUACACGAUCGAGGUUGAGAUCCACGAUGGGCAGUACAACCGAAUCCAUGACUGGAACUAUGCACUACUAGUUGAAGCUUUCAAUUCUAAAGAAGGCGGAGGACAUGCUCUCGGUCUCGAGGCCCAUGACGCUGGGCAGUUUGCGGAGACGCUCAAGAGAGCCAUGGCGCACAGAAACGGGCCCACGCUUAUCGAGUGUAAGGUUCAUCGGGACGACUGCAGCAAAGAGCUGAUCACCUGGGGUCAUUUUGUUGCGGCGGCAAACGCUCGCCCUCCGACUUCUUAAGCAAAAGGACUACGCAGACUCUUUUCGGGUAGGUUUAGUAUCGACGCCGAAGUGAAUGCUUUGGGAUAGAAUGAAAUGAGCAGAUCUAAGUCAAAGGGGGUCUGAUAUCAGAUGCGGUAACGUGAUAC
Truncatella angustata is the source of this 1987-nucleotide messenger RNA. Its product is annotated as thiamine diphosphate-binding protein. The transcript is spliced from 2 exons. Bases 108 to 1859 code for a protein of 583 amino acids. NCBI's taxonomy places the organism in Eukaryota, Fungi, Ascomycota, Sordariomycetes, Amphisphaeriales, Sporocadaceae. The record is from RefSeq and is a predicted model, not a curated record. Gene Ontology annotation, molecular function: thiamine pyrophosphate binding; carboxy-lyase activity; magnesium ion binding.